CUCCAUCCUCAGAGUCAACUGCUCAUUCACUCAAUCGAGUCUUCGAAGCACCUGACGAAUCAACUAAGUUGAGAAAAGCUUAAAAAUGGCUUUCAGUCUCUAUUCUCUCGUGUUCGUUGCUACCAUUGCAGUCUUAGCCGAGGCACGAAACGCGGCUUAUUGCAAUUUGGCAUCGUGUGACGGAAAACAACAUACUUUGUGCCUGUUCUCGGCCGAAAACCCCAGUAAAACUUGCGGCAAGGUCCAAAACAUGGGCGUUACAAAAGAUCAGAUCCGAGAGAUUGUCGAUGUUCAUAACAAGUACAGAAAACUGGUGGCAAGCGGAGGCGAAAGACGCGGAGUUUCCGGUCCCCAGCCAGCGGGCAAUAUUGGACCCUUGACUUGGUCCCCUGAGUUAGCCGUUAUUGCUCAAGCCUGGGCCAAUCAGUGUCAAUUCGGACACGACGGUUGCAGAAAUACUCCUGCCACUAAAGUUGGACAGAACGUUGCCAUCUCGCAAGUUUACGGACAGGAACAGAAAUCCCUUUCCCAUAUGAUUUCCGGUUGGUACGAUGAAGUUAAGAACUUCGACAGCAACUUGGUGCGAUCUUACCAGAAUCGUGGUGGACCAGUAGUUGGUCACUACACCCAAAUGGUAUGGGGCAAAACAACGCACGUAGGAUGUGGUAUCAUCGACUACAUGAACGACGGUCCCUGGGAAUCGAGGUACCUCGUCUGCAACUACGGUCCUGCUGGAAAUUUCAUUGGACAACCCAUAUACUAGAAACCCCUGGCACCUCGAAUCGAGUCUACGAAAGGCAUAAUUUAUCAACAAACUGGCAUUUACCGUUAAAGCGUCAUUGUUUUUCUCUAUUAUUUUCCAUUCAUCGCUAUUCGUAUUAUUUAACUCCGCAUAAUCACAAUUGUUUGAAUAAAGGAUUUAGACAUAAUAAAAUAUAAA
Messenger RNA from Venturia canescens, 940 nucleotides. RefSeq names its product venom allergen 3-like. Bases 86 to 763 code for a protein of 225 amino acids. Gene Ontology annotation, cellular component: extracellular region. The transcript is spliced from 5 exons. The record is from RefSeq and is a predicted model, not a curated record. Lineage: Eukaryota; Metazoa; Arthropoda; Insecta; Hymenoptera; Ichneumonidae.